UACUCUUCGAGGGCAGCAGGAUGGAGGGCAGAGUGUCUCCUGUGUGUCUCCUGGUAAUUUCUUUGGCUUUAGGAUGGACGGAAGGGCAGAGUCAGGCUAACGACACAGACUUAAGGCCCACGUUCCUCUGCGGAGGUCACCUCGUCACAGACUCGGGCAUCGUGGCCAGUGAGGGGUUCCCCAAUUUCUACAAGCCCAACAGUAAAUGCACCUGGUACAUCACUGUCCCAGAGAGUCACGUGGUCAUGCUCUCGUUCCGCCUCUUUGACAUGGAGGCUGACCCCACCUGUCGCUACGACUACCUGGACGUCUACAACGGUCACUCGCGCCUCGUGCAGAAGCUGGGCCGUUUCUGUGGGACGUUCAGACCGGGCGCCCUCAUCUCCACCUCCAACACCAUGAUGCUGGAGAUGGUGUCUGACGACGCCACCGGAGGGAGGGGAUUUCUUGCUUCCUUCAAUGCGGGGAAGCCACAUAUGGACGAGGACCAGUUCUGCGGAGGCCGUCUGACCAAACCACAGGGCUCUGUAAAGACGCCCAACUGGCCCAACUCAAAUUACCCAGCAGGUAUCAGCUGCUCCUGGCACAUCACCGUAGAGCCGAACAAUGUGAUUGAAGUGAAGUUUGAGAAGCUGGAUUUGGAGUCUGAUUUGUACUGUCGCUAUGACUAUGUGGCAUUGUUUAACGGAGGAGAGAGCGAUGACUCGAGGAGGAUUGGAAAAUUCUGCGGAGACAGACCACCAGGAAAUAUAGUGACAAAUGGCAACGAGCUCCUUGUCCAGUUUGUUUCUGAUCUGAGCGUGACCUCAGAUGGGUUCAUGGCCCACUACUCCAGCGUCCCCCGUGAGUCCCGGACUCCCACAGCUGGAGGCGAUUUCAUUCACAGACCUCAGCCAACCUCCAGGCCGCAGAGACCAACCUCCAGGCCAAGGAAACCCAUCAAACCAACAGCAAAACCAACUACCAAACCAGCUCUAAGAUCAACUCCGAAACCGCCCUUAAAACCACAAUCCAAACCAAGUAAAAAACCAUUGUUAAAACCGAUUAAACCCACUUUGAAGCCCCCUCUCAAACCAAAACCAUCUGCUAAACCUCUCAAACCAAACCCUAAACUGACCUCUAAACCAACUCCUAAACCUCCCCUAAAACCAAAACCUGGUGUCCGUUCUAAACCAACACCUAAACCACCCAAAAAGACAUCUUCACGGACUCCGCUGGUAAAGAAACCUAUAAUUCCUAGACCUACUCGCAAGCCUCCAGUAAAGCCCACUUCUAAACCCAAACCAGCGAAACCCAUACCCAAGUUGCCAGUAAGAAAACCCACAGCUAAACCUGGGGCUAAAGUUACAAUCAAAACCAAAGUAAUUAAGCCAACGCUCAAACCCAGAGUCCUGGACAAACCCUUACGGAAACCUUGGAUGAAACCCAAGCCCACCAUGAGACCUCGAGUCAAAACCAUUAAGCCAACCCCAAAGACUGGAUUCAAGCCAACAAUGACACCUAAGAUAAAACCCAAACCAACCUCCAAACCAGGACCAAGCAGGACUGUGACCAAAAAGCCUGCUGUCAACAAGACACCUUUACCUCUCAACCCACUGUGUCCACAACUCUGCGCGAGGACAGGGACUCUCCAGUCCAACUUUUGCCCGCAUGACUUUGUGAUCACAGGAAAGGUGACCUCUCUGAGUCCUGGUCCAGGCGGCUCAGCAACUUUGGAGGUGUCCCUGAUCAGAGCCUAUAAGACAGGACGCCUCAACAUCAACAAAUCAGGACCCAUCAAGUCAGUCACCCUGACCUCCUCCUGCAAGAAAUGUCCCGGGAUUGUCAAAGGUCGGAACUACGUACUGAUGGGAAAAGUUGACGCCCAGGGCAACGGCCAGCUAAGCCCGUCCAGCUUUGCUCUGAUUUAUCAGCCCGCACACGGCAAAACCCUGGAGAACCUUUCCCGCAAAUCAUGCUGACAGGCUCAGCCACCAGUCAGGUCCACAGCAGAGAAAUAAACCUUACGAGGAGUGGCAAAGGUUUUAAUGAUAUCCUGCUAGAUUUUAACACAUUCCAAAAAAGUAAAAAACAAAACAACUGGACUUGUUUUUUGUAGUUGAAGACGUUUCGCCUCCUCUCCAGGAAGCUUGACCUGGAUGACUGAGAAUCUUCACCAGCAUUUUAACACAUUACUAACAUGGAAAGUUGUCACAUUUUAAAUGUACACCAGUUGAGUAUCUCAUUUUGUAUUUUGUCUGUAAAUUAUGUAUUAACGGAAAAGUAUUUCUAUGAUAAGGGAUGCACAAUAAAACAGUUGUUGGAAUGUU
Messenger RNA from Fundulus heteroclitus (mummichog), 2309 nucleotides. It is a transcript of the gene pcolceb, whose product is annotated as procollagen C-endopeptidase enhancer b. The transcript is spliced from 9 exons. The coding region runs from base 21 to 1961 and encodes 646 amino acids. The record is from RefSeq and is a predicted model, not a curated record. Gene Ontology annotation, molecular function: protein binding. Lineage: Eukaryota; Metazoa; Chordata; Actinopteri; Cyprinodontiformes; Fundulidae.